AUUACUUAUUUUAUUUUUAUUUUUUGUACUUUAUGUUUAUAAUUUAAUAUUUUAUUGUCUAUAUGUUUUUACAUAUAUGAUUAUAAUUUUAAUUGUGUAAUUAAAAUUUAAUUUAAUGUUUUUUUUACAUUAAUAACUAAAAACUAAUAAAAUUAAAAAAUUUUAAAAGUUUCAGAAAAUUACUUUCAAAUGUUAUUUGUGUUUUAAAAUAUUGUAAUUAUAUAUAUAUACAUAUUUAUAUAUUUAUAAUAAAUAUAUUUAUUUAUAUAUUUCAAAUAUCUAAAUUGGUUAUAUUCUAUCGUGUAUGACAUUAGAAAGUUAAUAAAUUCGUAUUACGUUAGAUAAGAAUUAUAUGAUCAUCAAUUCAAAAAUUAAUGUUAUUUAAAUUAAAAAUGAAAAAAAUAUAUAAAAAUAUUUAUAUUUCAAAUAUUUUUUUAUUUGAAAAAUUAAGAAUUUAUUAUUUAAUUUAUUAUUUUUAUAUUAAUAAAAAUAAAUUUAUUUUUUAUAUUUCUUUUUUUCAUUAUUAUCGAACGGAUGUAUAAAGAAAAAAUUUAUUUCAAUAUUUUUUAGCAGGAUUCUAUUUUCAUUUUCAUUUUAUAAAUUCACUAAUCAAUUAUUAAUAAUGUAACGAUUCAAUUAUAUAAUAGUUCUAAUAUAGAUAAAAUAGCUACUUAAUUAUGAAAAAAAUAUAUUAAAAUUAUACUGAAUGUAUUUCAUAAUUUUAAGCAAUCGAAAAUAUCUGAAAAAAUUUCAUUAUAAAAUACAAUAUUUGUAUCAUACUACUAGAAAAUAUAAUAAAAUUUUAUUGAAAGAUAAGACGAUUUCAAAUGUAUUGAGUUUAUCAUUACUAAAUUUUCGAAUAACGGAAGUUAAAUAAACUGAUUAUUCGUUAAUAUCUUUUUAAAAUUAAAAUAUAUUUUAUAUUCUAUAAUAUUGUAUUAUUAUUUGUAUAUAUUUAUAGAAAUAGAGAAAAAAAGGAUUCAAAUUAACAAUAUUAUCUUAUUAUAUGAAUAUUAUAUGAAUAUUUGCAAAUUGCUCGAGUUUUCGAUUGGUAUUACGUAUUACAUCCGCUUGCGCAAGUCAUUAGUUUCGUCGCCAUCAUAGCGACGAGAUCGCGACCGCUUUUGGCCGUUGUGCCAGGAAUUGGGAUAAUCGUCGUUUACGGCGAAAAAACGAAGCAGAGCUUUUGCUCUGUUACACCCGUGUUUGUGGUCAAGCUAAUAUCGUUACAUCGGCCGUGAAUUAUCGGCAUCUCGAGGAUUUUUUCUUCACCUUUGACGAUAACGAAACAUGGCUUAUUGAAGAAGAUGAAGGGCCUGCAGAAAUACACUAUUUCUCCAUACGGAGGAAACCGUAGCCUCAAUCACUCUGGAAUUCAGCACGAAUACAUUCGUGCCAGAAAUGGAAAAAAAUACAAAAUUUCCGCAAUCCUCUGCAAAGGGGGUUCCUGCUGAUUCUAAAAAAACUCAAGAUGUUACAAACAAAUCUUUUCCAAGAAACUCACGUCGACGUGAACCAGCAGGUGCUAACAGUUUCUCAAAAUUUGAACAAUCAAAGAAGUGCAAUGUACAGAAAACAAAAAAUUUUGAUAAGAGACCAAAACCUAAAGGACAAUAUCAUGGCAGUUCAAAGGAGGAUACCAAGGUAGUGCAAACAGAAUUAGCUGAGCCUGGCUCAGUAGUGGUCCAAGGAAGUAAAAAGCAGAAUUUGAAUCAUCUGCUGAAUUUUCAUUAUGAACCACGUGAAAUGCAAAGUGGUUCAGGUGCAUGGAAUCAUGGAAAAUCAAUGAAGGGUUUUUCUAGAAACAGUAAUAGAUGGCUUCCACCAGUACAGCGGCAUAAAUACAACAAAGAACAAUUUUUACAAGCCAGCUGCCAAUUUGUUGUAAGUGCCAAUGGGAAUUACACAUUAUAUCUAAGUGAUCCUGAUAUACUAGUUGAUUGGAGAUGGGUAGAACAAAUUAAACUUCAUAGUUCUGAAAGCUUGUCAUGCCCAAUAUGUUUAUGUUCACCUGUUGCUGGAAAAAUGACACGUUGUGGUCAUGUUUAUUGUUGGCCUUGUAUCCUUCAUUAUUUAUCACUUUCUGAUAAAUCUUGGCGUAAAUGUCCUAUUUGUUAUGAAUCUAUCCAAAAAUCUGAUUUAAAAAGUGUUAAUGAAGUCACUCAAAGUACAUUAAAUUUAGGAGAUACUAUUACUUUACGUUUGAUGCGUCGUGAAAAAGGAUCUCUGCUUGCGGUGCCUGUUGGAUCUAUAAUCCAAAAUCCAACAAACUUUUUCCCUGUUUCAGAGAUUAUUAGCAAUCAAGUGUAUUCAAAACUUCUUAUUGCAAAUACAAAAGAUGUGAAGAAUAUCAUUGAAUCAGAGCGUAUUCAAUUGCAAUUAGAACUAUCUGAUAAUCCUGAUUCUCCAGAAAAUUGUUAUAUUGAACAGGCACUUGAAGAACUUUCAAAAAGAGAAGAGGAAUUGUUACAAAAAGUAAAAUCAGAAACCAUUUUCACAAAUGAAAUACAAACAGGAAAUAUUAACAUUGACAAUAGUUUAUCUCAAGAUAAUGAAGAAACAAAUACUAUAAUAAAAAGGGAUGUAAAAAACGUAGAUGAAGAAAUAUUAAAAUCUACGGAAAAUUCACUUAUCGGCGCUCAAUCAACCUCGGGCAUAACAAAAUUCUUUUAUUUCUAUCAAGCGGAAGAUGGACAACAUUUAUAUCUUCACGCAAUGAACGUCAAGAUGUUAGAAAUGCAAUAUGGUAAUCUUGAAAAUUCUCCACAUAUUAUAACGGGAAAACUCUUAGAAAAAGAAGGAGGAAGUCUUACAGAAGAUCUAAGGCGUAGAUUAAGAUAUUUAUGUCAUCUGCCAUUGACUUGCCAAUUUGAGGUAGCCGAAAUUGAAUUAAAACCGCCUAUUGUAUCAGAAGAAGUUUUAUUUUCAUUUCGAGAUCAAUUAGCAUUAAGACACAAACGUAGACAACAACGAGAACGUGAAGAAAGAAAAAGAGAAAAAAAGAUUACUGAAGAAGAAAAUAAACGUAUGGGAAGAUAUCCAACACCUAUUGUACACAUUGAUUCACAGCGACAUUUUCCUCAAUGGCAACCAGAAUUAUUAUUUUCCGAAGAAAAUGUUCCAUCACCACCAGAAUCAACGACGACUUCAAGUGUAGCUAGUAGUCCAUCUUUAAGCACUUUUGAUGAAAUUGUUACAUCCAAACAAACUGACAUCCCUCAGGAAUCGGGACCAUCAUUUGCGGAAAUGUUACGAAAUACCGGCACUCGUUUAAAAUCAGAAACAGUAUGGCCAUCAAUUAACUCCAAUCAUGGGAAACCAUAUUCUAGUACGACUAUUCAAUCAUCCUCGAAAAACACCGAAGAAGAAGAUUAUGUCUCAGUACCAUCAUACAGUCAAAGUUUUGGCGAUGCCAUAGCAGCCGCUUUAGAACAAACAAAAUUAGAAAAAAAAAAAAAUGGAGGUGGAAAGAAAAAGAAAAAAGGAAAAUCAACCAUAUUGUUUGCAACUACUGGCACAUAAAUCUUAAUUUUUUUCAUACUAAUUCUCGCACUCUAUGUUAUUUUUUAAUUUUGCAAUUGAGUUAUUUUACUAUCAUGUGUUAUAUUUCAGAUUAAUUUGGAUAUACAUUAGAAAAUUUGUAAAGUUCUAGUACAAAUCAUAACAUGUAAUGAUAUAUUAUCUAUUAUUGAUUUUUAUCGGUGUAUUAUCAAAUUAAACAAAUGUUUUCUGUAGCAUCAUACAAAUUUGAGUCUGUUAUGCAAAUAAAAUUUAAUUUCAUGAAAAUUAAAAUAAA
Apis cerana (Asiatic honeybee) is the source of this 3796-nucleotide messenger RNA. Its product is annotated as E3 ubiquitin-protein ligase RNF10. Gene Ontology annotation, biological process: positive regulation of transcription by RNA polymerase II. Gene Ontology annotation, molecular function: transcription cis-regulatory region binding; metal ion binding. NCBI's taxonomy places the organism in Eukaryota, Metazoa, Arthropoda, Insecta, Hymenoptera, Apidae. The record is from RefSeq and is a predicted model, not a curated record.